Messenger RNA from Grammomys surdaster, 1363 nucleotides. Its product is annotated as zinc finger and SCAN domain-containing protein 5B-like. Lineage: Eukaryota; Metazoa; Chordata; Mammalia; Rodentia; Muridae. Bases 1 to 1314 code for a protein of 437 amino acids. Gene Ontology annotation, molecular function: RNA polymerase II cis-regulatory region sequence-specific DNA binding; DNA-binding transcription factor activity, RNA polymerase II-specific. The transcript has 5 exons. The record is from RefSeq and is a predicted model, not a curated record. Gene Ontology annotation, biological process: regulation of transcription by RNA polymerase II.
AUGGAUAUGAAUGUGCCAUCAGACAGCCUUGUCAGAUCAGGGCAGCCACUAUCCCUAACAUCUCAGGUAAAACACGGACAAAAGGAAAACUACAAUCCCGAUUUUUGGCACUUGAAGUUCCGAGCAUACAAACCACUGGAAGAGUCUGACCCAGUCCAGGACCUGAGGAAGAUCUCUGACUUAUGCCAUCAGUGGCUCAGGCCGGACCUGAACAGCAAGGAGGAGAUCCUGGAUCAGCUGGUGUUGGAGAAGUACCUAAUCUGCAUGCCACUAGAUUUGCAGGCCUUAGUGAAGGAGAGCGGAGUGAAGAGCUGCAAAGACCUGGAAGAGAUGCUGAGGGAAGGGAGAUCCCACAAGUGGUCCAUAAUCGACUACCAAGGACAGGCAUGCCUCCUUCGGGAUCCCAGUGUUGGGAAGGAUGAAGCCCCAGAGGAGACAUGGGAUCCUAUUGAUUUGUCCCAAGAGCACCUAUCAAGUAGGACGACGGAGUCUCUCAACAGAGGCCAGGCCAGCCUGAAGCAGCAGAGCCCAGAGCUGCAGAACCUCUCAGAAAUGGAAGAGCCAUCCACCAGCCAGGUAGAGGACACUUUGGGAGUAAUUCCUGAGAGGAGACAGCCAGCCUACCUGAGACCUGAGCAGAGCCUGGGGAGUGACUCAGUUUCUGACUGGGAAGAGGUGGAGACAUCUGCCUUUGUUUGUCAGGACACUCAUUCCUCACUGGGUCCUGGUGAGUUGGGAGUAAAGGGUGCCAUGUUGCCCCAAGAAGACACCACUGAGGAUGCUGUGCCAUCAUUGACCCAUAUUCUAGAAAGAGAAUUAGACUUGAAAAGAGAUCUUCAGAGUCUUCAUGGUUUCAAAAUACCCACUUCCCAAGGAGUGCUCUCCUAUAUUGGCAAAACAGAAGAUGGGAUACAGCCUGCUUCCCUACAGCAUGUAGAAGAAGUUAACAUUGUUACUGGCCAGGCUCGGUUUCAGUGUACUGAACACAAGAAGAGGUUUCUUUACAGGUCUCAGUUUGACCUCCACAAGAGGUCAUACACAGCAGAGAGACGGUUCAAGUGCAAUUUGUACAAGUCCUUUGCACAGUCCUCAGCCCUGAGAGUCCUCCAGCGUGUCCACACCGGGGAGAAGCCUUAUGCCUGUGCAGUCUGUGGAAAGAAGUUUGCCCACUGUUUCACCCUGCAGGGCCACAGAUGGGUUCAAACAAAUGAGAAGCCUUAUGUGUGUAAGCAUUGUGGGGAAUGCAUAGGCCACAAGGACAACCUCACUGUCCAUUUCCGCAUCCAUCUCAACUUGAAACCCAAAACUCGAUAAGAAGUGUGACAAGCAUUUCCGACAGCAGGGGACUUUGAAGGGACACAUG